Molecule: messenger RNA, 2828 nt
Organism: Corythoichthys intestinalis (scribbled pipefish)
Lineage: Eukaryota; Metazoa; Chordata; Actinopteri; Syngnathiformes; Syngnathidae
Gene: bnip2
Product: BCL2 interacting protein 2
Exons: 11
Coding region: 390-1736 (448 amino acids)
Biological process (GO): apoptotic process
Cellular component (GO): cytoplasm
Source: RefSeq, a predicted model, not a curated record
CAAUCUUACGUCAGUUACAUACGCUUGGUGGCUGACUGGCUGGCUGGGAGGGAGGAAGGAAGGAAGGAACCGACAAGUGGUCUUACUGCGCACUGUAGCCCGAGCAAAGUUAGGACUCUUUUAGACUCCUAUGCUCUUUCUGUGGCACUUACGGGGGAACUAAUUCUGCACCCAGUGCGACCUUCCACCCUGUUUCCGUAAGAAGCUAUGUAGUGAGUCGGUAAGUUGCUUGUUGUCAUCGACAACAAAGCGAGCUGCUCCAUAUGCUAAAGCUAACACGCUAACCUAAACUCCUCAAGGAGUUGUGUCAUAUUUCGGGGUGUCUGCCUGAGCGAGAUUACACAACAAACCGGCGUUUCUUAGCUCACGUUUCUUAGCAGGCGUACGUUAUGGCUUCAGAUGUGAUCGAAAGCGAGGCGACUUUGAAAGGUAUGGAUGACACAAACAUGAACAUUAGUCGUCCAGAUUUUGGCACACCCAGGCGGACUCAUGGGACCAGACGCACGUCUAGUCCCUCGUCUUCUGGGGUGUCAGGGGAAGUGGACGAGGAGGAGCUGGACGAGCUACAAAACAGCACUGCGUCUACGGUGGAAAAUGGCGAGGAGGCACUUGAAGAGAGUUUAACCAAAACAAGGAGCAGUCAUCGAGAAAGGACGACCCCAGACAAUGACCAGGAUCCCAGUGACCAAAACAGCCCCUCUCAGUCAUGCUCUUCUGUUGGACUCAGCGGAAGCCUGGAACGCCAAGAAUCCGUUGCCACGACAGAGGCACGAUUAAGGAUGGAAGGAGUCGAGCUUAAGGAAGAAUGGCAGGACGAGGAUUUUCCACGGCCUCUACCUGAGGAGGAGGAGGGACUUGAAGAGGAAUUGUUUGCUGGAGCUUCAGAAGAGGGAGAAGCUGGCUAUGUAGUAAACCAGAGUAAGAAGAAGAAGAAGCUCACGGCUCCGGAAAUUAGCCUGAAUCUCGACCGCAGUGAAGGUUCUAUUCUCUCUGAUGAGUUAGAUGAAAGUACAGAGCUGGACUUGGAUGACAUGGACACACCUUCUGACAACAGCAAUGAGUUUGAAUGGGAAGAUGAUCUUCCCAAGCCUAAAACUACAGAACUACUAGAGAAGGGCGUGGAGUCGGUCCAGCAGUACUCUGCCUUGGAAGAGAGGGACGAAGGCCGGCGCUGGAGGGUGUUUCGUAUAGGAGAUCAAGAACACAGAGUGGACAUGACGGCCAUUGAUCCUUACAAGCGGGUUAUAAGCCAUGGAGGUUACUAUGGAGAUGGCUUGAAUGCCAUAAUUGUGUUUGCUGUUUGCUUCAUGCCUGAGAGCAGUCAACCAAACUACAGAUACAUCAUGGACAAUUUAUUCAAAUAUGUCAUUGGCACGCUAGAGCUGUUAGUGGCAGAAAACUAUAUGAUUGUAUACCUUAACGGGGCAACAUCACGAAAAAAGAUGCCAACUGUCGGCUGGCUCCGAAAGUGUUAUCAGCAGAUUGAUAGAAGGUUAAGGAAGAAUUUAAAAUCUUUGAUAAUCGUCCAUCCCUCCUGGUUCAUUCGCACCCUGCUGGCACUCACAAAACCUUUUAUCAGCUCCAAAUUCAGUCAAAAAAUCCAGUUUGUGUACAGCCUAACAGAGCUUGCGGCAUUAGUCCCGAUGGAGUAUGUGUCCAUUCCGGAUUGUAUCAAACUGUUUGACGAGGAAAAAAAUAAGAAAAGCAGUAAAAGGUAUCUUGGAUUUUUCACCUAGGGCUUGGUUGACUUUCACAAAACUAACAAAAGGCAGGAUUGAUCAGGACAUGCACGGAAAAGUGGAGACGGCCACCGCAGCUGUUCCCGAGUGAAGAUGCUGAUGAUGAAAACAGACUAUGCUGCCGCUGCCACUUUUCUUUGCGCGUGUUUGUUUUUGGGGUGACGUUACUGGAAACGUUUUGCAUCAGGAAAGUGCCUUGUCGAAACGAUGCUGCCUCUUACAAUGUAGGACAUUUUGCAAGUUACAUUACUCUGUCAAGCUGCUUCAGCUCACUUCCUACACACUACCUUUCCCCUUACAUGCUGUCCAAGAGGUUGUUUUUUUUGUUUAAUCCUUUUUCUUAUCAUUUACUGCCUCUUCUUAUUGUCAUAUCUGCUCUGUAUUUAAGGCACUCUGUUACAAACAUUUGAAUCAAUGAUUGAUGCAUGUACUGCUUUAUUACAUUUAAAUAUAUAUUUAUAUUCAAAAGGGUGACAAAAGGAGAGAAAGUAAUAUAUUUUUAUGGUUACUAUGAUUUUAAAAGUGCAUUAUGAGGUCUCUGAGUCCCUCACCCAACCUCCAUGCCUUCAAUUGCUUUUCAUACAUUUUUAUUUCCUGAGGAAAAAUCCCCACUGACCCACCAUCAGAGAAUAACCUGCAGUGAGUUUGUGGGGGUCAGAAAAACAUCGAGUUCAUAGAUUGUAGUGUUACAAGCAAUACUUCAUAAUUUGGCCAUUAAGUGAGAAUAUAUUCCUGGAAUUAAAUGGGUACAUCAUAUUAAGACAAAGGAAGUCGUUGUAAAAAUCAAGUACUGCACGGUUUGACACUAAACUAUUUUUAUUUGGAGGGGAGGUGGGUUCGUAUAAACAGUAUCAGACUUAAUGCAAAUUCCAGUCAUCAGAGAAAGUGCGCCUUAAUAUCCACUGAAUUAUAACAGGUCCAUCAUGUAUUGUUUUAAAACGGGGUGGAACAUUUUUGGGUGAAUUUUGCAAUGUCAUGGUCUAUUCCAUGGAGUUUGAAAAAAUGCCACUGAUUUUGUAAAUUUACUAACCAAAUGCAAUAUAUACAUAAUGCUAAAUCAAUUAAACUGGAUGUUUUCGGAGACAAAAA